This is a messenger RNA of Dentiscutata erythropus, 294 nucleotides long. The record is from the annotation of a GenBank genome assembly. NCBI's taxonomy places the organism in Eukaryota, Fungi, Glomeromycota, Glomeromycetes, Diversisporales, Gigasporaceae.
AUGCUGUUGGAUGUUAUGGAUGUUCGCGGCAAUUUAUAUAUUUUAAGUAACGGUAAACCAGCUUUAACCGGUUUUUACAUAAACCUUUUAGCCUUAAAGGAUCUGCAAAACACAGGUCUUAAGUUCCACAGAUCUACUUCGGGCGUUCCAAAAUUCACCUGGGGUGGCUUCAGAUAUCGAUAUACUACUCCAUUAAUUAAUGUCUGCAAUGCUUUAAAUCUUAAUAGGCCUAUUUUGGGCUCAUGGACCGGCUCACGUGGAACUUUAAUUUUAAAACAAGAUCCUUUACAGUGA